UGGGCGAGGCCAGGGAUUGAACCCGCAACAUCAUGGUUCCUGGUCAGAUUUGUUAACCAUUGAGCCACGACGGGAACUCCCAGUAGCUUCCUUUCUUAUCUUUGGAUUCUUAAAGAUUUAUGUUUCCUUCUGCUAAAGCUGUGGCGGGGGGGGGGGGGGGGGUGGUGGUGGAAAUUUUCAGCAAGGACCCUGCUGCCAGUGGGGGUUGAUGGGAUUUGAGCCAAGAACAGCUCUGGCUACAGAGGUACCCACCCCACCCCACUCCUGCCCCCACCAGACUCAGAAGGGCGCCGGGGGAGGCAAGCCCCAUCCCUCCUGGCUCUCAGCAGCUCGUCCCCAGCUCUGCCCCUGGGGGUUGGCGUCUUCAUCCCGAAUUGUGUAUUAAGAGCAAUGUCCUCACCCCCUCACCUCAAAGGGUGACUUUCAGGGCUUGCACCCUUGGCCGUAGCCAGGAUGGAGACAGAUGGCAGCAAAGGCCUGGUGGCAUUAGCACUCCCGGGCCGUCUGCCUGGGAAGCUGAAACGUCUCCUUUAGUCUGAUCUGCAGCCGGCCCCUCCCAACCCGCCGGGUCCACCGUAGACUCCGCCCGCCUCCUGUUUUAGUAUAUUUACCUCCGCCUAGUUUCUUUCAGAACAGCUUCAUGCGUGCCUUUGGCAUGGGGAGGGUGCCGCCGUGCCCGAGAGCCAUCCUGCAGGGCCGGCAGGACCCGAGCCACCCUGCUCACGUUGUGUCCAGUAGGACCCGUCCCUGUCGUUGGGGUCGCGGCGCUCCCGUUGGCAUUGAAGAGCAUGAACUCAAAGAGGAAACGUCCUGUCACUUUGCAGGACCCUGAAACCGAGUACCCGCUACCCUGAUUGAGAAACAGGUCAUGGCAAAUCAACCACAACACCCAGAGGUUCCGCUUUGGGUUGCCCUCGCACCAUGCCUUAGGGCCUCCCGUGGGUACCUCUGUUCACCUCUUGGCCAAAACCGACGGUGUCUUGGUGGUCAGGGCUUACACGCCUGUGUCCAGUGAUGAUGAUCUGGGCUUCGUGGACGUAGUUAUCAAGAUCUACUUCAAAAACGUACACCCUAAUCAUCCAGAUGGGGGGAAGAUGACUCAGAACCUGGAGAACAUGAAAACUGGGGACACCAUCCUUUUUCAAGGCCCAUCUGGAUGCCCAUUCUAUCAUGGGUCAGGUCCUGGGGGGGGUUACCUGGGACCUCAGGCUGGGAGGAGGGAGAUCCCUACAGCCGUCAUAUUACUACGACGAGCCAAGCAUCACCACAGAUGCCUUGAAAGCAGCCCAUUUACUUUCAUUUCUGCUUCACAAAUGAGGACACUCAAGAGCUCCGACUGGGGUGAGGGAGCCGCUACCUGCGUUGCGGGCAUCGCGCCCCUGCUGCAGCUCAUCUGCUGCAUCACCAGGACCAGGACCUCCCUCAUCUUCGCCAACCAGACUGAGGAGGAUAUCUUGCUGAGAGAGGAGCUUGAAGAAGUUGCCAACCACCCAAAGCAGCUCAACUUGUGAUACACCCUGGACAGGCCUCCUGACGGCUGGAAGUACAGCUUGGGCUCUACCGCGGGCCUGAUCAAGGAGCCCCUCCCUCCCCCUGGGGGUCCACCUUCAUCCUGGUGUGCGGGCCCCGCCCCUGAUGCAGACGCCGCGCCCCCGCCCCUGGAGAGACUGGCUGACGCCAAGGACAUGGCUUUCACCUACUAACGCCUCGGCCUGCUCUUCGCAAAGUGGCCCGGUCCUGUUCAAGUUUCAGAGGGCGCUCAGCGUCACCACGUUAAACUGGCUUCCGAACACACCCUUGGGCAUGCGGGUACACUGCUUUUGGUGUGGGCCUGAGAAGCAGGUUCAAGAGGCUGGAGACAGAGUGGCUUCUGAGGCCACCUUGCUUGGGGAGGCUUGGAGGCAUUCAAUUUCAGUGUCUUUUCCCCAUAGUUUAGGGGAAAUGCAGUGCAGAGACCUGAGUGUGGCUCUGUGGGGGACCUACUCUCUAGGCUUGGCCCGCCCCACACGUGGCUUGGCAUCUGUGUGUCCUCCGGAGGGCAGAGCUGGGGCAGGACUCCAGAGGAACCCAAGGAGGCUCCGUCAGCUCCCAGCAAUUCCUCCUGAACCCCUUUUCUGGAGUUCUGUCUUUAAGGUAAGACCUGUUAGAGGGCUCAGGCACCCUCCACAUGCACUCUCCUUUCUGUUAUAGGAGACCCUGGAAGUGGGAAUGGUGGUAAAAUUACCCAUCAUGGCAGGAGUCAAGGUGGGCUCCAGGAAUUCUAGACUCCCUGCUCUUUGCGCGACAAACGGAGGCUUGUUUUGUGGCCUAGAAUGUGAUCUGCCCUGGAGAAUGUUCCAUGUAUGCCUAAGAAUGAAGACUGUAUUCUGCUGCUUUUAGAUGGAAGGCUCUAUAAACAUCAAGUAGGUCUGUGUUUUCUUAUGAAUUUUCUAUCUGAAUGAUCUGUCCAUUGAUGGAGGUGGGGUGUUAAAGGCCACUAUUAUUGUGUUCCUGUCAAUCUCUCCUUUUAUGUUAUUAAUUUGCCUUAUGUAUUGUGGUGCUUCUAUGUUGGGUGUAUAUAUGUAUUUAUAAUUUUAUAUCUUCUUUUUGGAUUGCUCCCUCAUCUCAUAACCUAGUAUAUAGUUGGUUGCCAGGUUCUGCCUUGUGUUAAUGCUGCUGUUUAGUGGGGCCUGGUCAUUAGGUGGUUAGUUGUAGAAUGGUAGGGGGCCGGGUGCUUGUGCUAGCUCCCUGGUAAGUGCAAUCAGGGUCCUCUGGUAGAUGAAGCCAGAUCCUUGGGUUAAUGAUGGACUAUUGGCAGGCAGAGCUGGUUCCUGGAGUCUAGCUGUAGAGCCCAGGGAUCCCAGAGCUUAUUUCACAUCAUUGGUGGACAGGGUGCUGCUUCCUGACACAGCUGAGUAGGAGGUCUGCUGUGGACCAAAGGUUGUGCUGGCCCACUGGUGGGCGGGCCCUCAAAGAGAGAUGCUCUGGAGGCUCAAUUCCAGUGCUGGACCCUCUGCCCCCCCAGGUUGGGUAGCCAAUUGUAGGGCUCAGAAAUCUCACCACUAUGGGAACAUCUCUACAAUAAAAUCCUCAUUUGUAGGUCACCCCACCCUGGAGGGUGUGGGAUUUGAUAAUAUCAUGAGUCUGCCCAUGCUACCCAUCUUGUUGUGGCUCCUUCUUUAUGUCUUUAACUGGAGAAGAUCUCUUCUGGUAUGUUUUGGUCUUUUUCAUUGAUGAUUUUUGAUGUCUUCCUGAGAGGAGAUGAGGAGUUUGGGGUCUUUUUACUCUGCCAUCUUGGAUGCUCUCCCCCCAUGCUUGAUUUUGUAUAAUUCUCUUAACAAGUCAGAAAUUCUUCAGGGAUGAGGAAACUGAGGCUUAGAGAUGAAGUUAGUAUCCCCAGGUCAUUCAGCCAGUAGUAGGUGACAGAGCUGCACAUCAAACUGGGUUUAACUGGCAAAAGCUAGUUUUUGCAAAAAAAAAAAAAAAAAAAAAAAAAAAAAAAA
Messenger RNA from Sus scrofa (pig), 3482 nucleotides. The record is from RefSeq and is a predicted model, not a curated record. NCBI's taxonomy places the organism in Eukaryota, Metazoa, Chordata, Mammalia, Artiodactyla, Suidae.